AUGACAAUGGAGGACAGAAGCAGCCGCACCGGCGGCAGAGAAAGGCUGGGACUUAGCUUCACUAUUGACUACCUUCUGUUCAAUAAAGGAGUCAAAGGUUCCAAAGAAGAAGCGACAGGAAGUCGUACAGCAGAGCAGACGGUGAACAACCUGCUAAAUCAUCAGAAUCCUAAACCCGAAGAGGUGGGGAUUCGCUCUGAGAUACAGGAGAAGCAGCGGCAGAGGUCAGAGACAGAGACUGAAGAAAGGAAAGUCAAAGAAGAGGAGGGGGAUGAAGAGCAACAAGAGGAGGGGGAGGAGGAAGUGACCACCACCACAUCUACCGGCAGCAGUCCGGAGAAGUCUGCGGACAAACCCAACCAGUCGUACAUCGCACUCAUCUCCAAGGCGAUCCUGGCGUCAGAGCAGAAGAAACUGCUGCUAUGUGACAUCUACCAGUGGAUCAUGGACCACUUCCCUUUCUUCAAGAGUAAGGAUAAAAACUGGAGGAACAGCGUGCGGCACAACUUGUCCCUGAAUGAUUGCUUCAUCAAAGCAGGCCGCAGUGACAACGGUAAAGGCCACUUCUGGGCGAUUCACCCAACCAACUACCAGGACUUUUCCAACGGGGACUACCAGUGUCGGAGGGCACGGCGGAGAGUACGCAGGGUGGCAGGACAGCUCCCGUUUUCCUCCCUGAGCUCCCCCUACCACCCUGGCCUCGCCCGGCCCCACAGAACGACCUACUGGUGCUGCCCUCAAGCCCAAACACUCCCUCUGUCCUACUUGGCUCCUAGACUCUACUGGCCCUGGUCCAGCAUGCAGCCACAAGUGAGGUUCCACCCGAGCCUUCAUGCCUCUGUAACCUAA
Anarrhichthys ocellatus (wolf-eel) is the source of this 849-nucleotide messenger RNA. It is a transcript of the gene foxq2, whose product is annotated as forkhead box Q2. The record is from RefSeq and is a predicted model, not a curated record. The transcript has 2 exons. The coding region runs from base 1 to 849 and encodes 282 amino acids. Lineage: Eukaryota; Metazoa; Chordata; Actinopteri; Perciformes; Anarhichadidae. Gene Ontology annotation, molecular function: DNA-binding transcription factor activity, RNA polymerase II-specific; RNA polymerase II cis-regulatory region sequence-specific DNA binding. Gene Ontology annotation, biological process: regulation of transcription by RNA polymerase II; cell differentiation; anatomical structure morphogenesis.